This is a messenger RNA of Cebus imitator (Panamanian white-faced capuchin), 1045 nucleotides long. RefSeq names its product inosine triphosphatase (gene ITPA). Gene Ontology annotation, cellular component: cytoplasm. Gene Ontology annotation, molecular function: nucleoside triphosphate diphosphatase activity. The transcript has 8 exons. The coding region runs from base 101 to 724 and encodes 207 amino acids. Gene Ontology annotation, biological process: nucleoside triphosphate catabolic process. The record is from RefSeq and is a predicted model, not a curated record. NCBI's taxonomy places the organism in Eukaryota, Metazoa, Chordata, Mammalia, Primates, Cebidae.
CCGGAAACUGAGCGGUUUACUUCCGCCACCAGCCGGAAGUCUCCUGCCACUGAACGCCAAGGAGUUUCCAGGGGCUCAGCUGUGUAACCGGGGCUUCCCUAUGGCGGCUUCCUUGGUGGGGAAGAAGAUCGUGUUUGUCACGGGGAACGCCAAGAAACUAGAGGAGGUCAUUCAGAUUCUAGGAGAUAAAUUUCCAUGCACUUUGGUGGCACAGAAAAUUGACCUGCCAGAGUACCAGGGGGAGCCGGAUGAGAUUUCCAUACAGAAAUGUCAGGAGGCAGCUCGCCAGGUACAGGGACCCGUGCUGGUUGAGGACACCUGUCUGUGUUUCAAUGCCCUUGGAGGGCUCCCUGGCCCCUACAUAAAGUGGUUUCUGGAGAAGUUAAAGCCUGAAGGUCUCCACCAGCUCCUGGCUGGGUUCGAGGACAAGUCAGCCUACGCGCUCUGCACAUUUGCAUUCAGCACCGGGGACCCGAGCCAGCCUGUGCGCCUGUUCAGGGGCCGGACCUUGGGCCAGAUCGUGGCACCCAGAGGCUGUCGGGACUUUGGCUGGGACCCCUGCUUUCAGCCUGAUGGAUAUGAGCAGACGUAUGCAGAGAUGCCUAAGGCAGAGAAGAACGCCAUCUCACAUCGCUUCCGGGCCCUGCUGGAACUGCAGGAGUACUUUGGCAGCUCGACUUCUGUGGCUGGAGGUGCCUCCGGCUGGGGAUCUGGGGAGGGCUAGCCUGAAACCUACGUCCUUCAGGAUUUCUACUUCCUGGGAGUGUUGAGUAGCCUCACCAGCCUGUCUGGAGGAGCAGCUGGCUCUGCUCUGAGAAACUUUGGGCAACUGGACGCCAUUCUCUUGCUCUUAGGGAAUUGGUGCUGUCUCCUGCAGCCUCCAGGCCUGGGAUCCUGAAAGGACCUUGGGUGGUAAAGCUGGACUUGGUGGAGUGAGGGUUUGGAGAAGAACCAUGCAAAUCACCUCUGCUGUUUUUUAAAUGUAGCAAAUCACAUUUCUGGGUGAGACUUGUUUCCAGAAUAAACCAGCUAUAUCUGUUUUGAA